Messenger RNA from Danio rerio (zebrafish), 3120 nucleotides. Lineage: Eukaryota; Metazoa; Chordata; Actinopteri; Cypriniformes; Danionidae. The record is from RefSeq and is a predicted model, not a curated record.
CCCAGUGUGUGAUGGUCAUGUGAUCAGAUCUGCCUAGCGGUGUGUGUUGUGUUGCUGAAGAUGGCGUGUUGUGGAGGAUGUUUGUGUUGUCAAUGCUGCUGCAAUGAAGGCGAAACAAGAACACCAGAGGAGCUGACAAUACUCGGUGAAACCAGAGAAGAUGAUGAUGAAAUAUUGCCAAGAAAAGACUAUGAGAGUUUGGAUUAUGACCGUUGUAUUAAUGAGCCGUUCUUGGAGGUUUUGGAAGGGUUGGAUAAUAAGAAAGCCAGAAAAUAUGAAGCAAUAAAGUGGAUUUUAGUCUUCGCGAUUGGAGUAUCAACAGGACUGACUGGCCUUUUCGUUGAUUUCUUUGUGCGGCUUUUCACUCAGCUGAAGUUCAACGUGGUUGGGCAAUCUGUGGAGGAAUGCAGUGAGAAUGGCUGUCUAGCUCUUUCAUUACUGGAGCUGCUGGCUCUCAAUAUGAUGUUCGUGUUCAUCUCCAGUGUUCUAGUGCUCAUUGAGCCUGUUGCAGCUGGGUCGGGUAUCCCUGAAAUUAAAAGUUACCUUAAUGGAGUAAAGGUGCCAGGAAUUGUGAGGCUGCGAACCUUCAUAUGUAAGGUGACGGGGGUCCUGUUUGCAGUUGCUGGAGGAUUGUUUGUUGGGAAGGAAGGACCAAUGAUUCACAGUGGAGCAAUAGUAGGGGCGGGACUUCCUCAGUUUCAGAGCAUCACCUUCAAGAAGAUCCGCUUUCAUUUCCCUUAUUUCCGCAGUGACAGGGACAAAAGGGAUUUUGUCUCUGCGGGGGCAGCAGCAGGAGUUGCAGCUGCCUUCGGGGCACCAAUAGGGGGCACGCUCUUCAGUCUGGAGGAGGGGUCGUCCUUCUGGAACCAGGCUCUCACAUGGAAAGUGUUGUUCUGCUCCAUGUCUGCCACUUUUACACUCAACUUCUUUCGUUCUGGGAUCAACUUCAGUAAAUGGGGGUCAUUCCAGCUGCCCGGCCUACUCAACUUCGGAGAGUUCAAGUGUCCAGAUGGAGAUAAGGCCUGUCAUCUGUGGACAGCAGUAGAUCUGGCAUUUUUUGUGUUGAUGGGGGUGGCAGGAGGUCUGCUCGGUGCUCUGUUCAACUGCAUCAACAAACGGCUUGCCAAAUACCGCAUGAGAAACGUCCAUCCCAAAGCAAGAUUCAUCAGGGUGUUGGAGAGUCUGUUGGUAUGUAUGGUGACCACACUAGUGAUCUUCAUGUCUUCAAUGACUCUGGGAGAGUGUCGAGAUUUGGUCUCCAACGUGAAUAACAACACUUCAACACAGGGGUCUGUAAAUGAAGAGGUCAACUCAACCAUACGCCGAUUCUUCUGUUACAACAACACGUAUAAUGACAUGGCAACCCUUUUCUUCAACCCUCAAGAAGUGGCAAUUCACCAGCUCUUUCAUCAGAAUGCUACUUUUAGUCCGGUCACGCUCUCCCUGUUCUUUGUGCUGUAUUUUUUCCUGAGCUGCUGGACGUAUGGCGUGUCCGUCCCAAGUGGUCUGUUUGUCCCUUCACUUCUCUGCGGAGCUUCACUGGGACGCCUUUUAGCCAAUGUCCUAAAAAUAAACUUCCACAUGCAAAUCUAUUCGGGGACCUUUGCUUUGAUUGGAGCAGCUGCAUUCCUCGGAGGUGUGGUCAGAAUGACCAUCAGCCUGACAGUCAUCUUAAUCGAAUCAACCAACGAGAUCACUUAUGGACUUCCCAUUAUGAUAACACUAAUGGUGGCCAAAUGGACAGGAGAUUUCUUUAAUAGGGGAAUAUAUGAUAUUCACAUUCACCUGAAAGGAGUUCCUCUGCUGGAGUGGGAAACUGAAGUGGAGAUGGACAAACUGACAGCCAGUGAUAUCAUGGAGCCCAACCUGACAUAUGUGUAUCCUCACACUCGCAUUCAGUCUCUGGUCAGCAUCCUGAGGACCACCGUCUAUCACGCAUUCCCUGUGGUCACCGAGAACAGAGAUAACGAGAAGGAGUUCAUGAAGGGAAAUAUCCUAAUAAGCAACAAUAUCAAAUUCAAGAAAACCAGUGUGUUGACGCGGGCGGGGGAGCAGAGGCGGAGGUGUCAGUCGAUGAAAUCGUACCCAUCAAGCGAGCUCCGCAAUGUGUGUGAUGAACAUGUGGUUGUAGAGCCGACGGAGGAAGGCCAGGACAUCCUUCAGCAGAUGCUAGAGAGGAGGCACGCGCCAUACCCAAACCUCUACCCAGAUCAGUCACCCAGUGAAGAGUGGACCAUGGAGGAGAGGUUCAGACCGCUCACCUUUCACGGACUCAUCCUGCGCUCACAGCUUGUCAACUUGCUGAUCCGUGGCGUCUGCUAUGCUGAAAACCAGUCGAGUGCCUCACAGCCACGGCUCUCUCACUCAGAGAUGACUGAGGAUUACCCACGAUUCCCUGACAUCCACGAUCUCGACCUGGCCCUUCUCAACCCACGCAUGAUUGUGGAUGUGACGCCCUACAUGAACCCCUGCCCGUAUACAGUCUCUCCAAACACACAUGUCUCCCAAGUAUUCAAUCUUUUCAGGACUAUGGGGCUUCGACACUUACCUGUAGUCAAUGCAGUAGGAGAGAUUGUGGGAAUAAUCACCAGGCAUAAUCUUACCCAUGAGUUUUUAGUCGCUAAACUCCGACAGCAUUACAUCACAAUAUAAGACUCCACUGGCACCGUCUGCCAUCAAACAGCCAAGCUUAAGUAAUGGCUGACUGGAGAUGAGAUGAGGAAGACUCCAGAGACCUGAGACCAUCCUCCCAAGACCACCAUCAGACCUGAACAGUGUCUUCAGGUCCAAUCCUUAAGCCAUUCCUUGUCACCGUGUGGACUGCUAGCUGGAGUGCCUGACCCGUCCAGGAACACACACAAAUACACAAACACAUAACACUAAUGCAGGUAAGGUACAGUUAAUCCACACAUGUUCAGUACAGCGUACUGAUUUUUUUUCUUCUGACGCUGCCUGCGCUUUACCAACCUCACUUAAGCACUUUUAAUUUUGACUUCUCAGUUUUAAAUUCGUGGACCAUUUGCUUUUGCACAAAGAAUGAGGUAAACCACUGACCACAGUCGCUGAUCAAAUUAUUGUUCCUUUUUUUGUUUUCCGAAGAAGUAAAACGUUUUAAAUCCA